AUGACGCUCGACGACUUUUUCACCUUGACCGAGAUGAAUAACGGGCUCACUGCCCCUUCUCGGGUCAAUGAGCUUGUGUCCGUCAUGCAGAAGCAGAAAGAUCACAUCGUGAAGAACGUGAAUGAAGCAACCAGGCAGUGGUCAGCAGUCGGGAGUGCUAUAGUUGCCACUGACAACCAAGAAUGUCUCGACCUUUUCGUCCGUUUGGACGGUCUUCGUUUUUUGGGCUGCUGGCUCAAAGAAGCUCAUAAGUUCGGGAAUGACCCGAACAACUCCUUUCUUGAAGAGUCAGUUGCUCGUCUGCUGCAAGCGCUUGAACGGCUUCGUGCCGGCCACGAGAAUCUGGUGUCCAGUGAGGUAUGGACAGCUGUCGAAGAUUUACAAAGCCACAGUAGUGCCAAGGUGCGAGAUAAAGCUCGAGCUUUGUUCGAUAGCUGGAAGAUGAGUGAUGACAAGGAAAAGAUUGAAUCUUCGGUAGAUGAUGAUAAAAAAGGUAAAAUAUUAUCAGGAAAUGAUCAAAUGGUAUCUACUAGUUCGGAUGUUGUGCACGCUGUUGAGGAAAAUCUGAAGUCGGAUAAUAUAUCUGAUUCUUUAACUCCCUCACCAAAUCCCGAUCUGGGAACUGUUAAUCAUUCCACGGGAAAUGAUCCGGUUGGAUUGUGUAAUCCGGCCAAAAUUGGAAGUACAACCGAGAACUUAGGGUCUGGAGAAGAAAAUAAUGCUUCAGAAAGCAAACCUGAGGUUGCACUAAAAUCGGGUUCGGGAAUUUUUCCUCCUUCUAGAGAUAAGAGUCCAUGUGGUGGUGAGGACAUAGAUGAGAAGGGUAUCAAAGAUGAAGCUGCUGAGACAGAAAUUUCAGAUCACAAAGAACAAAGUCACAAUUCGUCUGAGAAGCCAGAUUUGCCCAAACCUGAGAGCAGAAACAAAUCGCAAGCCGGCGAGAAAAACCUAGAUAAGAAUCCCUCUGAACUGGGACGAGAGGAAACAAACAUUGAUAGAAGCCUGUGUGAUUUCGACCUGAACCAAGACAUGCAUCUUGAUGACACCGACCGUCGGAUUUCGACGCCCGUUCCCAUUGUAUCUUCUUCGAGAGCAGCUGCAGCUCGUGGGCCACCGUCUUCUCCGUUGCAGUUUGAGGGGAAUCUCGGGCUGAAAAUCACGGCCUCGGCCAGUGCUUUCCGGCCGGCUUCUCCCCGGCAGACCACACUGAGCGAGAAGCAGCCACAAAACUUUUUUGAUAUUGAUCUCAACUCGUCCGGGAAUACUGAGGCUGGUGGGUCCCAGGCUCUCCGCCUUGACCUGAACCUCGCGGGUGAGGAUGGGCCAGCCCGGCCCACAGACCGUACUGCUGUGGGUAUCAAUCUGAAUGAUCGUCCGGCUCAAAAUUUCGAUUUGUUCGGUGGGGGUUUGAAAGUCGAAGACUCGGUGAUAUCGAUCAUGGGGAAGAGGGUGGAGGUGGACGCUGAUAAGGGGUCUAUUUUUGCUCCGAUCACUGGCUUUCCUAAUGGGCGCGCGUAUGAUGUGAGGACGGGCACCGUUUUGGGGGUUGGAUCUGUGAUACCGUACACCCAUUAUGGUAACAAUGAUGUUGGGCCUGGUCCCAGUGGGCCGGCUGUGUACGGAGCUGGUGGGCCAGUUCAAUAUGUGACGGAUUCUAGGGGUGCACCUGUUCCCCAGAUUUUGGGUACUCCAGCAUCUUUGCCGGCUAGUUUCUCUCAAACGCCACCCUUCUUCUUGAACCUGACGGGCCCAAGCCCGUCAAACGGUCUUGGUGCUACUGGGCUUAUCUCGAAUGGGCCUGAAGCAGUUGGCCCAUCACGGGGGAGUUUGGAUCUGAACUCCGGAAUGGGGGAAGGUGGGAGCCGGAAUCCUGUGGGCUUCAUGCAGUUCUUGAGCCCGAGUGGAGUUGGGUCCGUGGGGGAGCAGCAGAAGCUCGAUUCACAGCCCACUAUGAGUUCAGCUGUGGGAGGGAAACGGAAAGAACCGGAUACUGGGUGGGAAAAUUACCCUUUUAAUCAUUAUACGUCGCCAUGGAAGUAG
Molecule: messenger RNA, 2040 nt
Organism: Striga hermonthica
Lineage: Eukaryota; Viridiplantae; Streptophyta; Magnoliopsida; Lamiales; Orobanchaceae
Source: the annotation of a GenBank genome assembly